Diaporthe citri is the source of this 1035-nucleotide messenger RNA. RefSeq lists its product as uncharacterized. NCBI's taxonomy places the organism in Eukaryota, Fungi, Ascomycota, Sordariomycetes, Diaporthales, Diaporthaceae. The record is from RefSeq and is a predicted model, not a curated record. Bases 1 to 1035 code for a protein of 344 amino acids. The transcript is spliced from 3 exons.
AUGCCCUACGACCCGGACUUCAAGGACCGUCAAGUGUGGCAUGAUGGCGUAGAUGAGGACAUCGCCUUGGCGCAGCGCUUCAACAACAGGGCCAUCCCUGAGCUGUUGGAUCGGAUGAUAACCCACGGCCGGCUAGGUGACCAGUUACAAUACCUCUCUAUUCGCGACUUCACACUCCAGUUCAAAGCUGGGAGCCCCCCCGGAGCUACACUGUCCUCCGUCACUACCAUGGGUAUUCCACGAUGGAAAGGGGAUUUCCCGCAUCUAUUCAUACACGAGUUCCCGAAGUUUCAGAUGGAAGCUUUACUCCGCAGCUUUCCCAACCUCCGUGCCUUCCAGAAUGACGAGGCUGCUUUUUCGUGGAGAGACGCCAUUGGUGAGUUCGACCCUACUUUCUCGAACGCCAACGUGUUCAACAGCGUUCAUCACUGCCUUCGGAGGCUGACGUACCUCAGCAACACCAUCACGCAGUCCCCUAACCCGGAGAACUACUUUAUAGCGAUCGACUGCUACGAGGAGGAGAAAUUCUCGGACGUUCCACACUUCGCUGUCUUCAAGGUAUUGGAGGAACUGACUAUUGAGCAAGGGCUCCUAGGUCGCUUGUCCACGGUCCACGACCGCGUCAACUCACCUACGGGCCCCUACUUUCCUGAUCUUGACUACAGGCUCCCACAGUCUCUUCGCCGUCUGACUAUCAAGUUUGUCUACGACUGGCCCAGACUUGCAUCGCAGCUGAUAGCUCUUGCUACUGCGAAGCAACGUGGCCAGUUCCCAUCGUUGAGCGACGUCUUUGUUGUUAUCGUGCGGUCUUGCACGGUCGAGAGUGACGGUGUGUGGCCCCCUCAUAUCCCGCUGACUCCCAGUAAGGAUUUAAUACGCGAUUCCGGUGAGCUGAUGAGGGCAGCCGGCAUAAACCUCUGGACAAGCACCACUGAGAUAGAGCCGCCUGAUUCGGAAGACUACCCGCAUGACAUCGUCCCAGAAGGCACUCUCAUCACUUUCGACGUCCAGCGGAGGUUCUUUAGCGAUACCUGA